AUGGCCUCUUGCCCAGACUUGUUUCAAGAUCUCCAGGAGGAACUCACCUGCCCUAUCUGCAGGGAGUACUUCACAAACCCAGUGUCCAUUGAGUGUGGCCACAGUUUUUGUCAAAGUUGCCUUUUCUGGAGCUGUCAGGAAACUGUGACUUUCUCCUGUUCAGAGUGCAAGAGGAUCUCCCAUGUGAGGGAUUUCCAAGUCAAUGGGCGUCUUGGGAAACUGGCAUCCAUUGCCAAAAAAUUAAGACCCCACAGCUUGCAGAAACCUGAAGGACAUAGCAAGUGUGAGGUACAUCAGGAAGUCCAGAAACUGUUCUGUGAGGAUGACCAGAGCCCAGUCUGUAUGUCCUGCUCUCAGUCACAGGAGCAUAAGGCUCACACACUCUGUAAUAUUGAUGAAGCUGCUGAGUGCUGCCGGAAAAAACUCAAAGAAACAAUGAAUGAUUUGUGGAAGAAAACUGAGAAAGUUUUACAAAAUAUGGAUAAUAACAAGUGUGAAAAACCUGAUAUGGAUUUUCUCCAGAAUAAGAAAGAAGUAUUAAAAAGGAAUGAAUCUCUGCUCCACAAGGAAAUAGAAAAGUUCUGCAUAAAGAAGAGUGUUUGUUCCAUCCCUGGAAUUAUAGAAGCAAUUUCCAGUUUCAAAGUGGACAUCACCCUGGCUCAUAAUACAGCCCAUCCAGCUCUCAUUGUAUCUGAAGAUCUGAAGACUGUGAGCUAUGGAGGAAUAGAAGAGGAAGUACCCAACAACAGUGGGAGUUUUGGAAUUAUGAUCCCCAUUCUUGGUACUCAGUCCUUCACUUCAAAAAGAUAUUAUUGGGAGGUGAAGGUGCCAGACAAUGCUAGUUGGUGUGUUGGUAUCUGUAAAAUAUCACCCCAGCUGGAAGGUUACUUUGUACUUAUGUCUGUAUGUGAGAACAAUACCUACCAUCUUCACGCCAUAGCUGAGGACCAUCUUCGCAAAGAAAUCUAUACAAAAUAUCUCCAGAUCAGUGAGUCAGACUUAAAGGUGGGGAUUUUCCUUGACUGUGAUGCUGGAGAGAUAUCAUUUUAUCAUGUGAGAGAAAAAUAUCUCCUUUAUUCUUUCCCUUCUAUUUCAUUCUCAGGAUGUUUCAAGCCCUUGUUCUCUCUUUCUAAGAAAGAUCUGAUGAAUGAUUGUUCUUUAACAAUAUGCCCCUAA
This is a messenger RNA of Dromiciops gliroides (monito del monte), 1176 nucleotides long. Its product is annotated as tripartite motif-containing protein 48-like. The transcript is spliced from 2 exons. The record is from RefSeq and is a predicted model, not a curated record. Gene Ontology annotation, molecular function: protein binding; zinc ion binding. NCBI's taxonomy places the organism in Eukaryota, Metazoa, Chordata, Mammalia, Microbiotheria, Microbiotheriidae. Bases 1 to 1176 code for a protein of 391 amino acids.